AUGUCGUGUGGCCCAUGCAAGGAGACGGUCGAAUGCGAGGAAAUCCCCGAGGAGGACGCUGAGUACCAGGCGCUGACGGAGCUGUACGACCGGAUGUUCUGUUCACGGGGCGAUGCGUGCUGUCCGGCCGACGUCGGCAGCGACACGUUCGGGCCACUACUGCAGAAGGACCUCGAGCGUGGUCACUGCCAGUGUCUGCUGACGUCGUCGCCCGCCGACGGGCCGCAGGAGACACCGGCCGCCGCCCAAGACUACUGCGCCGACCCGGCGUCGAUGUGCAACUCGCCGAUAAAGCGCGCUGACCGACUGCUGACCGCCGCGAUGCUCAGGCAGCGGAAGGACGGCGGCGGUGGCGCGGCGGCCGAGGGCGACGUCAAGCACCUGACGGACGCGGUGCCCGCGUUCAAGUCGUGCAAGGCCCGCAAGCCCGGCGCUAUCAACUCCGCGCUGUUCGGCUUGGACCUGGAACACUGGAUGUCCGCGGCCACGGCGGGCGAUGGCCGCGACGAAGGCGCCAAGCGCGCCGCCUACGACCUGGCCGCGGCCGAGGCCUACUGCAAGCACAGCGGCGCAGUCGAGGCGGCCGAAUUGGCCGUGCACGUCGAGCCGGCCAGACACCUGGCCGAGGUGGCGGCCCGCUUCGGCGCCCAGACAUACAGCGGCGGCGUUGGUAGCGGUGGCGCGGACGACUGCUCCGGCGGCUCCGGUGGCGACAGUACGCCCGUGGUGGUCGUAGCGUACGUUGGAAACACAUUCCCGUCGCCGUCGGACGACUAA
This is a messenger RNA of Macrosiphum euphorbiae (potato aphid), 777 nucleotides long. NCBI's taxonomy places the organism in Eukaryota, Metazoa, Arthropoda, Insecta, Hemiptera, Aphididae. The record is from the annotation of a GenBank genome assembly.